Molecule: messenger RNA, 938 nt
Organism: Clarias gariepinus (North African catfish)
Lineage: Eukaryota; Metazoa; Chordata; Actinopteri; Siluriformes; Clariidae
Gene: orai1b
Product: ORAI calcium release-activated calcium modulator 1b
Exons: 2
Coding region: 131-796 (221 amino acids)
Biological process (GO): store-operated calcium entry
Cellular component (GO): membrane
Molecular function (GO): store-operated calcium channel activity
Source: RefSeq, a predicted model, not a curated record
CAGGGCAGAUCGUGUGGAUGGUGUGGGUUUGACUCGGGUGAAUUUGAGACGUGUUAUUUUUAAUGAUCUGCCUCUAAAUCCCACAGCAGCAGUUAUUCCGGUACUGGAUUAAUCCGGUUGCGUGCGCGCGAUGAGCGGAAGUGAAUUGUCUCUGCAGGCUCUGUCCUGGCGGAAGCUCUAUCUGAGCCGGGCGAAGCUCAAAGCCACGAGCCGCACUUCGGCUCUGCUGUCCGGCUUCGCCAUGGUCGCAAUGGUGGAGGUUCAACUGGAUACGAGUCACGAUUACCCCCCUGGUCUGUUGAUCGCGUUCAGUGCAUGCACCACCGUGUUGGUUGCGGUUCACCUCUUUGCUCUGAUGAUCAGCACCUGCAUCUUGCCCAACAUCGAGGCCGUGAGCAACGUACACAACCUGAACUCGGUGCGUGAAUCUCCACAUGAACGCAUGCACCGACACGUCGAGCUGGCCUGGGCCUUCUCCACCGUCAUCGGCACGCUCCUCUUUCUUGCCGAAGUCGUCCUCCUCUGCUGGGUCAAGUUUCUACCAAUCAGGCCCAAGAAUCAGAAAAACGGCACGAUCUCGGCCGGGGUGGCCGCCGCUAUCACCUCCACUUCCAUCAUGGUGCCGUUUGGCCUCAUUUUCAUCGUGUUUGCAGUCCAUUUUUACCGCUCGCUCGUCAGUCACAAAACCGACCGUCAGUUCCGGGAGCUGGAGGAGCUGGAGGAUCUUACACGGCUUCAGAAUGAGCUGGACCAAAGAGGAGAAACGUCAGCCCUGCACUCUCCGACCACCCAGUAGAGGGACGUCUUGACCAUCCUGAGUCUGCUUUGUAUGUCUAUGUAUUUGCUUCUGCAUGUGGAUUUAAAGGUAUUGAUGAAAUCUAAAAUGCAGCUAUUUUAUUUCAUCGUGUAUGCAUUUCAUCAUACCUGCUUUUUUUUUU